Messenger RNA from Vigna angularis (adzuki bean), 1816 nucleotides. RefSeq lists its product as uncharacterized. The record is from RefSeq and is a predicted model, not a curated record. Lineage: Eukaryota; Viridiplantae; Streptophyta; Magnoliopsida; Fabales; Fabaceae. The coding region runs from base 959 to 1663 and encodes 234 amino acids. The transcript has 5 exons. Gene Ontology annotation, biological process: female meiotic nuclear division; male meiotic nuclear division.
AAGAAUAUAGCCUAUAAAAAGGAAUAGAUAAAAGAAAAAGAAAAAGAAAUAAGGCUGAACUAGGAGAAGCUGCAAAAGCCAAAGCAUUAGGCGUGGCUUCAUUUGUGUUCCUUGUCUUACAGAGAAGAGGGAUGAAAAGAAAACUACACUAAAGAAAAAGAAGUAAACGAAUAAGGAAAAGAAGAUUGUGAUGCAUGCUUUGAAAAACUAUGCCAAAGAAAAAGAUAUAUAGCAAAUUAGAAAAGCAGAUAGUGAUGCUUUGAAUCUCCUUUGCCAAUAGCCUACUAUUCUUCACUUUGUUUCCAUUUUCCAACUCUUGUUCAACUAUUUUCCUUUUUUUGGUACAGUGGUUAGUUCAACUUUGUACAGCCAUAAUAUAUUCAAGUUUAAUUUUCUGUGGGUUGCUUAACUUGCUUUCUCUUGUAAACCAACAGCUCUAAUAUCUAAAUAUUGAAAAACAUUUUCAAAGAGUUGAAAUUAAAAGAACUCAACCUGUCUCUCUUUAGGCGCUUCUAACCUUUCUGCAGUCAACAUUGGAACAUGGACAAAGAAUUAAAGAUGCAUGAUCUCAAAGAAGCCUUGAGAUCAAGUGACCUUUUAAUCUUUUUUCUAGAUGCAUCACCUUUUAAUCCUUUAUGAUGUCACGUUAUUGUUGGUCUUGUUCUAGCAUCCACCACAGGAAAGGUGCAUAUUUUGGAGGUGACCAAAAGCAUGUUUUAGUGUUUUUUUUUGUUUGUUUUGUUUUGGUGAUUAAAGGAGCUUCCUGAAUAGAAUGAGACCAAAAAUUUGAUGAACUUGCAGUCACAUUGCAUAAUCAACCCUCAAAUUAAUGUGGCCCAUUUAUUAUUUUGAUUUGCAUUGACUAAUGUAUGGUUAGGUAGGUGGGUAUUUUCAGAGUUUACAAGGGCCCCAUGACAAUAAUUUAAAGUGAAACACAGUAGUCCUUUUGUUCACUUGUAUGAAUGUUGUAUACAAGAGGAACUUGAUGCUGAGUACUACCACCCUCAAUACUUUGUCUUCUCACUGCCUUGCCUCCAUGGAAUUGGACAUUGGAGUCACUCACUCAGAUCUGAGUCUUGCAGAGUCCUGGUUUGCAGCUGAAACUUCAACUGGGUACCUUGAAGAUGUUAUUGCAGGUUGGGGUAUUUGGUGCAAGCAGCACAACUUACCAUCCUACUCUCAAGAUCAAAAGGUUAACUAUAAAACCCAAUAUUUGGUUGAUCAGAAAGACUUGUUUCCAGCAUUCUCUUCAACAGCUCAAAUCCUCCAUGACAAUAACAACGUCAGCACUAUGAAGCUACCAUCAUUGCAAAAUGAUAAACAUGGAGCUGCAAUGAAGCAUGAUUCUGCUCAGGGGAGCUAUCCAUCUAGAGAGUCAGAUGAAAGUGAUGCUUCUGUCAUAAGGGGUCACCAGAAGAAAAUAGCUUAUCCAUUUGAGUUGGUGAAGCCAGGAGGAGUUGAAGGGGAAACGACCCUGAAAGAUAUAAAUCACCAGAUGCUGAUGAGUCCAUCAAAGCCAAUUCCACACCCUGUGGGAGACUCUCUCACUCAUUCAUGCAUUUCAAAUCGUGCCUUUGGUAUUUCAGGUAAAGCAGUGGCAGCCCUUACAAGGAUUCAAACUCAGGGUAGAGGAUCUAUCACCAUUAUCAGAACCAAAGGUUGAUCUCAACCGAAGUGAAACCUCACUGUUGUAUAAUAUCUUAGAUUUUGUGUUAUACUCCUCCUAGUCAUCGUUUCAUAGUCUAUACCAUAGUUUGCAACCAUGUACUAAAGAAAAAGUAAAUUAAAUGAAAUAACUUUUAAGUCUUAUUUUAUA